GCUGGGGGACUGCGCCUGGAAGCUGUCAUGGAGGCCCUGCAGAAGCAGCAGGCAGCUCGGCUGGCCCAGGGGGUGGGGCCAUUGGCCCCUUCACGCUCGCUGCUGCCACCGGGGCCUCCCCUGCCUGACCACCGGACCCUACAGGCCCCUGAGGGGGCCUUGGGGGAGGUUGGGACUGAGGAAGAGGAAGAUGCCGAAGAUGAGGAGGAGGGGGAGGAAGCCAGGGCAGAGGAGGAGGCAGCUGAGGAGAACCAUCCAGGGGCCCAGGGCCCCAGCUCACCUUCUAGCCAGCCCCCUGGACUCCAUCCCCACGAGUGGACCUACGAGGAACAAUUCAAGCAGCUGUAUGAGCUCGAUGCAGACCCCAAGAGGAAGGAAUUUCUGGAUGACCUGUUUAGCUUCAUGCAAAAGAGGGGGACGCCAGUGAACCGCGUGCCCAUCAUGGCGAAGCAGGUGCUGGACCUGUACGCUCUGUUUCGUCUGGUGACCGCCAAGGGCGGCCUGGUGGAAGUCAUCAACCGCAAAGUGUGGCGGGAAGUCACGCGCGGCCUCAGCCUACCCACCACCAUCACCUCGGCCGCCUUCACUCUACGCACCCAGUACAUGAAGUACUUGUACCCGUACGAGUGCGAGACUCGAGCGCUCAGCUCCCCAGGGGAGCUCCAGGCCGCCAUAGACAGCAAUCGGCGCGAAGGCCGUCGCCAGGCUUACACCGCUACUCCACUCUUUGGCUUGGCAGGGCCGCCGCCUCGGGGCGCUCUGGGCCCUGCCUUGGGUGCCGGCCCCGCCCCUCGGGCGACCCCUUCCAGCCCCGGCCCCGCCCAGGGUUCCGCCUCCGGCCUGCCAGCGCACGCAUGCGCUCAGUUGAGUCCAAGCCCUAUUAAGAAAGAGGACAGUGGAAUUCCAACCCCUCGCCUGGCACUGCCUGUGGGCCUGGCAUUGGGACCUACACGGGAGAAACUGGCACCAGAGGAGCCCCCAGAAAAGAGAGCUGUGCUGAUGGGGCCCAUGGACCCACCUCGACCUGGCAUGCCCCCCAGUUUCCUGCCCCGUGGCAAGGUUCCCCUGAGGGAAGAGCGGCUGGAUGGGCCUCUUAAUCUGGCAGGCAGUGGCAUCAGCAGUAUCAACAUGGCCCUAGAGAUCAACGGGGUGGUCUACACUGGUGUCCUCUUUGCCCGCCGCCAGCCUGUGCCAGCUUCCCAGGGUCCAACCAACCCUGCACCCCCACCCUCUACAGGGCCCCCUUCCAGCACCUUCCCCUAAGAGGUCCUACUUGAAACUAAGAGUCCCAGCCCCAUUGCUGAGUGGGGAGGAGUCCCUCUGCUUUGAUUCUUUCCGGCUGCCCACUCUGGGACCCAGCCCUGGGAGGGGACCAUACCUCCCAUGCCAUGUAGACUUAAAACCAAAGUUUCUUUUGAUGUUACACCUACCUCACUGUAAAGGGAGGGCACCUCCUCCCCGGCCAAUUCCAGCAGCAUCUACUAAAGUGUUCUUCCUCCAGUAACCACUAUCAUCUCCUCAUGUGUCCCCUCUGUCAAUGUCAUCUCUAGAACCCUACCCCUUUGAGUCAGCCUUGCUUCUCUUCAGGAGCCAAGUGAAAGGUUGGGUUGGGGUACUGUGAAAGAGACAUCCCUCAGGUCACAUCUAGACAAUAAAGCUGCGAUCCCUCCCUC
Macaca mulatta (Rhesus monkey) is the source of this 1673-nucleotide messenger RNA. It is a transcript of the gene ARID3C, whose product is annotated as AT-rich interaction domain 3C. Gene Ontology annotation, cellular component: nucleus. Gene Ontology annotation, biological process: regulation of transcription by RNA polymerase II. Lineage: Eukaryota; Metazoa; Chordata; Mammalia; Primates; Cercopithecidae. Gene Ontology annotation, molecular function: DNA binding. The record is from RefSeq and is a predicted model, not a curated record.